UAAUCUUAGUUACUUAUCCAGACACUAAAAGUUAAUCUGAUAUUUCCUUCGUGCGUACAUCCAUUGAUAUAAAAGAUGAUAUCGUGGGAAAUUAAGCUAUUCCAUAAUUUCCAACUGGAAAGAAAAACAAGUCAACUUUUGCAGUCGAGAAAUAUCCCAUUGGAAUGGCGUUCAAAUUUCUUCUCGCACUGGCGAUCGUAGCCUCUGCUUUGUGCCAAAUCAAUCUAGCAUUUCCACAAGGAACAUUAGAUUUAGACGAUGAAUUGUUGAACGAACUACAAGAAGAACCUCACAGACAAGUUAGAUCAGUGCUGAACGUUGCAAACCCUGCCCAAAACCUCCAGAACGAACCGUCCCUGACUGGGGACCAAGGAGGCACCAAGGAUUCUGUUUACGUGAGAAAAACCGGCCCUAACCGCAAGGUGAGAUCCUCCAGAUGGGUCAAAUUCAGAGACAGAAUACUCAAAGGACGCGGAUGCAAAAAUGGCAAAUGCAAGAAGCCAGGCUCCAUCAUCAACUGGAGCUACAAAUUUUAAUCAUCUUCCACUAUUGAUCGUUGGAUGACUUGUUAAAUACUUUCUGUUAUUAUAUCUUAUUAUUUGA
Molecule: messenger RNA, 603 nt
Organism: Coccinella septempunctata (seven-spotted ladybird)
Lineage: Eukaryota; Metazoa; Arthropoda; Insecta; Coleoptera; Coccinellidae
Exons: 2
Coding region: 165-536 (123 amino acids)
Source: RefSeq, a predicted model, not a curated record